This is a messenger RNA of Caenorhabditis elegans, 2130 nucleotides long. RefSeq names its product Kinesin-like protein klp-3 (gene klp-3). NCBI's taxonomy places the organism in Eukaryota, Metazoa, Nematoda, Chromadorea, Rhabditida, Rhabditidae. The record is from RefSeq and is marked reviewed. Gene Ontology annotation, biological process: microtubule-based movement. Gene Ontology annotation, molecular function: microtubule motor activity; ATP binding; microtubule binding. Gene Ontology annotation, cellular component: cytoskeleton.
GAAAAAAUAAACGAUCGACACACAUAAACACAGGAGUCUCUCACUCCAUUUUUGACUUUAAAAAUGGAUUCGCAUGUCGGCGAAGUCGAUAUUUUCCAACAAUGCAAGUAUAUUCAUGAGGUGGAACUCGUAAAUAUGAAGUUGCAAAUGCGAAUUCUGGAGACACACAUUGAGACAAAAGACCGACUUCUGAGAAAUUUAGAAGAUAUUAUAGACGAACAAGAGUCACGAAUUGCAAAUAUGGAAGAUUUUAUUCAAGGCCGUGCCACGUCAUACACAAAUCGGUCAAAUAUGCUGAAAGGAAUUUCAGUUCUUUCACUGGAUUUCGGAAAUCUUUCGGAAGAAAAUCUACGAUUGAAAAAUGCGCUGAGCCAAAUGCAAAAAGUGGCAAGAGUGAAUGAGUUAUUGGAAACUGAUGAAGAUUAUGAAAGUGAUAUGACAAGCAAUGAGGAUCGAUUUGCUUUGAGCCGUGAUUCUUCAUGUUCGGUUCCCAGAUCAGUGAGCCCCCAACCAACGGGUGACGUCAUAAAGCCAUAUCCUCAAAUGGUUCAAUCAAUGAGAGAAGAAGGGCAUUGGAAGAAACUUCAGAGAUGUGCAGAAGAGCUGAAAACUGAAAAAGAUGAAUUGAAGAGACUAGCAUUGGAUACAAAAGAUGCAUUCAAUGUAUGUAUGGCUGAAAUGAGAAUGAUGCUCACUUCAAAGACAACUGAUUUCUUCCGAGUUCUCAUUGAAAGAUACAAAGCAGAAAUGGAAAAACGAAAGCAAUUACACAAUCAAUUGGUUGAGUUGAAUGGUAACAUUCGUGUAUUCUACCGUAUCCGUCCACAACUUGCAUCAGAAACUGACAAUCAAAAACCAGUUGUCGUGAUAGAUGAAAUGGAUAACGGAGUUGUCCACGUGUCAAACACAACGGGAACUCGGAAAACUAGUGCUGGAGCUGACAAGGUUAUUCCAACUGAUUUCUCGCAAGAUCAGAUAUUUAAUGAAGUUUCUCCGAUUAUUACAUCUUGCAUUGAUGGUUAUAAUGUAUGCAUAUUUGCGUAUGGACACACCGGAAGUGGAAAAACAUACACUAUGGAUGGUCCCGUCACAAUGCCUGGAAUCAAUCAAAGAGCUAUUAUGCAAUUGUUCGAAACUGCGAAGGAGAGAACGGGCGAUAUAAAAUAUGAUAUUAAAGUUGCCAUGAUGGAGAUAUACAAUGAAAAAAUACGUGAUCUCUUGAACACUUCCAACACAAAUUUGGCAAUUCGUCAAACUGAAGAAGGGAGAAGCUCAAUUCCAGGACUUGAGGAAGUUUCAGUGAACUCUGCAGAAGAAGUCACGGAAACGCUUGCUAGAGGAAGAAAGAAUAAGGCUGUAGCUGCUACUGAAGCCAAUAUUGAAUCCAGUCGUUCUCAUGUUAUUGUUAGAGUUUUAGUAUCGGCCACAAAUCUUAUAACAAAAGCAACUACAGUUGGUCGUCUGAAUUUGGUAGAUCUUGCUGGAUCAGAGAGAGUUUCUCAAACGAAUGCAACCGGUCAACUGCUAAAAGAAGCUCAAGCUAUCAAUAAAUCUCUAUCUGAACUUGGAAAUGUUGUACUUGCUCUUCGCCAGAAUCAAAAACAUAUUCCAUUCAGAAAUUGUCAAUUGACAAGAAUUCUUGAAGAUAGCUUGAAUGGAGACAGUAAAACUCUGGUCAUUGUGCAUUUAUCACCAGAUGCAAAGAGUUUGAAUGAAUCUAUUAGCAGUGUUAAUUUUGCUGAAAAAAUCGGACAGGUAUUCACAAAAAGUGGAACGAUGAAAAGAGAACCAACACGUAGAAGUAUGACUGGAAUAAGCAGUGGUCAACGAAGAGAAAUCCCAGCAUCUCCAAGAAAAUGAACCUCAUAAAAUAUCAAAUAUUUCAUCUCUACUUCUCCAAUAAUCAUCUUGUCAAAUCCCUGAAAUACCCGCUUACUCUUUCCAUUCUAGUCCAUGAAAAAUUUCAAAAAUUCAAAAUGGGUUCCAACAAUUUUUUUUUUCUAAAACUGCUGACUGACCAAAAAACUUGAAAUACGGUUUACUUUUUCAAAUCUAAAUAUAUCCCCCAUUUUUAUUAUUUGCAAAUUUGUUUAUGUGUGAGCUUUGAAACAAUAAAAAUAUUCAUUUAAU